Molecule: messenger RNA, 6318 nt
Organism: Polistes dominula (European paper wasp)
Lineage: Eukaryota; Metazoa; Arthropoda; Insecta; Hymenoptera; Vespidae
Product: BRD4 interacting chromatin remodeling complex associated protein
Biological process (GO): positive regulation of DNA-templated transcription
Cellular component (GO): SWI/SNF complex
Source: RefSeq, a predicted model, not a curated record
UUACUUAGGAGUCCUGCAUCAAAUUCCAUACAGUCUAAUAGAAACAGUCUAAGCCGUGGAGCAUCGACUGAAAAUAAUAAUUUUAAUGUACAGAUGCAAAGUCCUAUGCAAAGUCCAAUGAGCGUUAGCCAAAUUCAAAAUCCUGUACUUAGCCCAUAUCCUCCUGCUAAAAGUCCUCACAUGUUAAGUAAUAACUCGCUGAAUAACAGAAGUCCAGUUAUAGGGGGUAGUCCUGGUCCGCCAUUGGUCAGACCAAAUACACCCAUCUUGCAACAGAGUAUGCAAGUAUUGCAGAUAAUUCAUGGUACACCACAAGGAUAUCAGCAAACGCCUACGCAAUUAGUAACAAGGACGCAUCUGUUUGGAAAUCAUCAACAAAUUCAAAUAGCGGCUACUAAACCGGCCAAACAACCACCACAAAUUUUGCCUAAGCCACCAAAUCAACAAAAUACUACUUCUCAACAAAAGCCUCAAUGUGUAACAACAACUAUUACGAACCAGGUCACGCAACAAACGCAACCACAGAUUGUUCUUGCUGGUCCACAACCAAAUCCUACAACUGCGACAAUGAUACCUACUGCUCAAGGUCUUUUAUUGAACCAGGUUCUACCAUCAACUGGACCAGUUAUUGUUCAACAACAACCAGGUGGUGUUCAACUUAUACUAAGGACACCAGCAAGCGCCCAGCAACAAACCCAUACUGCACAGCUAAUGCAACAACAACUGGUAAGAGUUGUCACAGCUCAAGGUAUGCAACUGCAAGGAAUUGCGCCUACAUUUUUUGCCGUACCAAAUGGCUUUCAACCGGCCGCAUCACCAGUGAUUAGACAUACUCCCUCCAGCCCUGUUCCAGCUAAUACAGGUGCUAGCAAUUCUAUCGUAAUUCAAAAUGCUAUGGUACAAAGUCCCCAACCACAACAAAUAACGCAAGUUGGUACAGCUAAUACAUCUGGUAAUACUACGUGUACUCAAAAUAUCGUUGAACACAAUUUACUACCUCCGCCAAAGAAGAAAGCAAAGAAGAAGAAAAAAGCUAAAAGAAAAGACGAUGAACCUCCAAAAUUAGAUUUGGCUAGCAUUAUAAAAAUAUCAGGAAUUGGAGAUGAAGAUGAUAUGUUUGACUCUGAUAAAACAGAUGUGUCGUGUCCAGUUCAAGUAGAAUCUAAUAUAGGACAAACUUUAACUCAAGUUACACCGCAAGUGACAGUAGCCAGUUCAAUAGCUCAAAAUCAAGCACAAGUACCUGUAGCGAAUACAAUGAAUACGCAAGCCACUGUUGCUUCUCAAGGAUUUAACAGUCAGCUUGUUGCUCAACUUCAAAUGCCUGUACAGAAUACGAUAUCAGGAUUACGUCUGGCAGUUGGAGAAGACGGAAGGGUUGUCUUACAUCAUACUCCUGAUCCAAAUCAACCGGAAUUAGAUCAAGCUACUGCUCAAGCAUUAAUAAGAUCUCUUACGCAAGGAAGCAGUCAAAAUGCUCAGAUUAUGUCUCAUUUGCUGGGUCAAGCACAGACCGUAUCACAAAGUGUUCCAAGUAAUGUGGUGCAAAGACAGAAAUAUGUGCAGUCACCUAGCAAUCCAACAUCUACCAAUACUACGAGUUCAAUAUGUUCACAAAAUGUUAUUUGUACGACAAGUCCAGUGCAACAUAUGCAAACGUGCUCGAAAGUAAAUAAUCCACAAAAAAUUGUAAAUAUUUCUCAUGAUGCCAAUUCUACGUCAAAUACUUGCGUGCAAAAUAGUCAAGGAUCGUUGCACACUGUAGAUAUGCAAAUUUCUAAAAAUGUUAACAUACAACAUCUUAUACAAACACCGAAGAAUAUUCAAUCAUCAAAUGCUAAUAUAUCAUCUAGUAAUAGCAUUUCAACAUCUUCAGAUGUUGUAACAUCUAAACCUUUGUGUACAACCUUUAGUAUACAAAGUUCUCGAUUGUCAAAUACAAAUCAGACAAAUAUCAAUCAACAUUUGUCCAAUAUUCCAACACAAAAAUCUAGUCAAGUGCGCCUUACGAAUUGUAUUAAUUGUAUUAAUACUAAUAUACGUCAGAAUUUGAAUAAAUCAUCGCAACACAGUACUCACGUUCAAAAAUCUAUAUCUAACAAUGCAGGAGUAUCAAGUGAACAUAUUGUCAAAAGCAAUCAGAAUCAACAAUCGAAUCAGCAAGAAUCAUUAAAUUUGCAAGAAUCGCAAUUAUAUCAGCAUAAUCAGCAUCAGCAAAUAACUGCACAAACUGUACAAACUCAAAAUGUGCAACACGUAUUCGAGCAAAAUUUACAAGCAGCCAGUUCAAAUAUACAACAUAAUUCUGUAAAUAUGUUACAACAAAGUUCAUGUAAUACUAUACAGCAUGAUAGUAUGAACGUUUUACAGCAACAUUCUAGUAUCCAACAAAAUACAAUCAAUGUGAUGCAACAAAAUACAUCUGGUAAUGUGCAAAGUAUAGAGCAAAAUGUACAGACUGGUACAAGUGAUAUGCCUUUAGGUCAACAGAAUGUAAUAGCUAGAUUACAACAACAAAAUACAUCUUUAUUACACAAUACGAAUGUGCAACAAAAUAUGAAUGUACAACAGCAAAAGAUCGUUUCUGCAAACACAUUUUCUUCUGUCAACGCGCAUCAGUACGAGUCUCAAAACUCGACUAAUGUUAUGCAACAGGGUAUUAACACGCAACAAAAUAAUCAACAUCAAAAUAUUCUUAUUACCAGUACUCCUGUAGCUACUAACACUCAUCAAAGUGAAUCGCAAAAAAUAGAACCGCAAGCUAGUAAUGUGCUCAAUUCGGCGACUAAUAAUAUUUUAAACAAUGCACCCAAAAUUACCCCAGAAAUUUUGAAUGCAUUGAGCAAUUUAAAUCCGAAUGAUCAAUUAUUAAUUGCUAAUGCGAAUGGACAAAUGCAAGUAAUAAGCCAACAAUUCUUGCAACAUUUAUUAACUGGACAAUUGAAUGCUACAAAUCAGACACAAAAUCAAAAUCAAACGCAGAAAAUAGUCAUUGGAGAACCAGAUGCGAAUAACCAAAAUUUACAAGGUGUUCAGAUUAAUACCCCUACCAGUCAAAUAAUAGUCAAUAGUUCUGGCGGAGCUCCCACAAUUCAAAAUAAUAUACAAAAUAUAGUUGUCCAAGCUGCUCCAUCGCAAAUGCCACAUCAUAUACAGAUUCAAAAUUCUGGUUUUCCAAAUCAAUUCAUCGACAAUCUAAAUCAACAGCAAAUAAGGAAUUUGGGCAAUAAUCCACCGAAGAAAGCAAAAAUUGUGAAAAGAGCUAAAGUUGCUGUUACCACGCAAAAUGUUGGAAAUACACAGACGACAAGAACAAUUACCAUCACUCGGCCAACAAGUGUAACAACAACAAGCACGUCUAAUUUGCAAAAAGUUGACAGCAUUAAUAAAAUAGGAAAUGUUGUAUGCCAGAAUACAAAUACCAGUAAAAGCGAACCUACACAGAUUAUCACAAAUGGUCCUUUGAUAUCUUCGUCACCCAGUAGUCACGUGUCUAUUCCUUCAAAUGGACAAAUGGUCCAGAGAGUGCAGACUAUACAACUACCUACGAAUAAACAACAUUCAUUAAAAAAUAUACAAUCACAAAUACAAACUAUUAUAACGCGGAAGUUUAGUCAGCCAUCGGACUCAGCUAAUUUAACAAAAUUGUAUCAAGAACAACACAAAAUCAUAUCAAGUGGGAAAGUGGUCAGUACUACAACUCAUCCUAUUAACAAUGGACCAGAGACAAACUUUAACGUCAAUGUUGUGGCAACGCUAGCUACUAAUACACAGUCGCAAAAUACAUAUAAAAAUCAAACAUCAUCUGUUCAACCACAAACUCAAACAUCUACUGCUACUUUACCAGUAGUAACGUCAAAUCUAAAUACAACUACAUCUACUUCUUUACAAAACAAUUCAAAUAAUAAUUAUAUGAACAAUCUUCCGGUUACACAAAAUGUUCAGGUUCAACAAUGUGUAGUAUCAAACAACUCUACCCAAAAUGUGCAUCAGACGCACACCAAACAGCACAAGUUUUAUCAAAAUCAUGGAAAUCAGAUGAUCAAUCCGUCCUGUACUAAUUUGCAACUGUUCUCACCACCAAGUACCUCCACAGCUCCUAUGCAAAAUAACGCACAACAGCAAUUACCCCUAGUUCAAACACAACAAGUAGGCAUGCAACAAUCUACGCAAUGUCAAACGGAUCCAUUGGACGUAAAACCAAAUAUACAAACACCGAGUCCUGUUAAGCAAGAACUUUCCUCGCCAAUUCAAAUUCAAGUCCAAAGUGGUUCUCCUGCAGGUCAGGUAGCCUCACCUAGAAUGAUUGGUAAAGGAACUCAAAGGAUUCAGAGCCCUGUAAAUAAUCCUGGAAAUUCAAGUAAACAACAACAACAACAACAACAGCAACAACUUGUCAGUCCAGGAAGUGUCUCGAGUCCUUUGAUAAGUCCUAGACAAGGUGUGAAAAGGCCAGCAUCAAGUCCGAUUUGCAGGCAAUUCAAUCGUAGUGAUUUAUUGGAACAACAAUUAAAAAUCGAUCAAAAUGAAGCAAGUAAUCCAGAUGUAAAUACUCCAUUUUUAAACAAAUAUGAUGCUUGUAAACGGCUCGUUAGAUAUCAUUGUUUAAAUGAACAAGUUUUAAGUACUAAAGAUUUAGCUAAAGCGGACGAAAUUUUUGAAGAAACGGCUAAACACUUAUUGACCAAAUUUAAUUCUAUGAUGAAUAAAUACACAUAUCUUCUCUUAAUGGAAAGUAUGAGAGAAGUAAGAACGUCGGAAUUAAUGAUGAUAGAUAGAACCUUUGUUGCUGAGGAACAAAAUAGGCUAAAUAGGUUGCGUGAACAGGAGGCCAAAGUUAAUGAAGAAUUUAAGAAAGAGGAAAAACCACUGGUACCAAAAGUUGAGCCUGGUCUUGUGGAAGAUGACAAGCUAUCAUCGCCUUUAGAAAACGUCUCGGUGAAGCGCGAAUUAGAAGAUGAAUUUUCAACGGAAGAAUUAGAAUCUAAGCCAUUGAUAAAACAAUCUAGUUGUACAAGUGGUGAUUACGAUGAGUGGCUUGAAAUUCAAAAAGAACUCGGUGUAUAUCCGUCUGCCACGGACUCUUUUAAAUGUAAGAGCACUAAUAAUAGUGGCAGUAAUGGUGCAUGUACUGUGGGUAUUUCUAAAUCAUCUAAAAACGAAAGAACAAGGGCUAACGGUGAUUGUCGUGUUAAUGUUGCAAAUACAAGUAUUUCCGGAAGUUCGAAUACCAUUGUAAAGGACAAUUGUAGUGAUCAAGAUAAUACUGCUGUUUUUGAAAGACGUUGGAGUAGUGCUACGGACCUCGAAAGAGAUUUAUUAGAAGACACUGAAAGUUUGGAUGGUUUAGCAUUACAUUCUCAAGCUCAAUGUCCAGGCUCUCUUCAUGUAAGUAACGAAAGUGGAAACGAUAAUGAACAUGAUGACAUUACCGCACAGGUACAAUCUGCUAUUGAUAGCAUUUUAAAUCUUAAAAAACUUCCUACAAACACUUUAUCUGGCAAUAGUGGUAGUAGUGCAUCGCAAUCCAGUGAAUCAAAGGACACAGUGCUUGAUCAAGCAGUCUGUAGCAUACUAGGCUCGUGACCCUCCUUUAACAAAGUAUGUUAAAAAAGUGAAGUUAAUAGUGAACAUCAAGCUGAUUAUUAACCUUCCAAAUUUUAGACGAAUUUUAGACAAACAUUUUCUUCUGUGAGUUUCCGCAAUAAGCAGAAGGACUUUCUUUGCUAUUGAUUCUGUAGGAUCACCUUCAAAACGUUUACGUUUUGAAAUCUCAUUUCUUAAAAGCGUAUUUAAGAAAGUAAUGUGAUUUUAAAUUUUGUUUUUAUACAUGUAUAUGAACGUAUUGUAACAGACAAAUUGGAUUAAGCAAAUAUGUGAUUCAGUAUGAUUUUUUAAAAGUUUUUUCAUUCAAGCUUAUGUUUUACAAAGGCAAUAACUACUCAUAACAAAAGGAUAUGUAUACUUUACCGUAGUAAUGUAGGUGUAAUAAAGUAAUCGUGUUAAUCUAAUUCUAGCAGCUGUACAUGUGGAUAGAUAUAUACAUAUAUAUAUAUAUAUAUAUAUAUAUCUAUAUAUAUAUAGAUAGAUAGAUAGAUUACUUGCUCAGAUUUUUCAAUCUGCCACUUUGUAAUGUAAUUUUGUAAAAAGUAAUUAUUUAAAGCAACUAUUCCACUUUGUCUGUAGUACUUGUAGGCAAAUCUUAUAGAUACUUAAAUAUGGGUUGGUGAAUUGUACAUACGUUUUUAACGUGUAUUAUUAUUAAUAUUAUUAUUAUUAUUAUUAUUAUUAUUAUUAUUAUUAUUACUAUUAUUUGUA